CGGAAUUACUGGGCGCUUCAGAAAUUGUCGUUAAAUCGUUUUACUUAAUGUGAGAGUUUGUAGAUUUGAGAGCUGUAGAAACGCACGGCUGUUUUUGUCAGGACUGAUAAUUAGCUGAAGCUAGCUCGCUGCCUCUGAGAAAAUGGAUGACGAUGACUCCAUGCACAGGCUGGAGGGGACUGAUCCAGGUGCUCAAGUUGGUGGACUGAUAGUCAAGAAGAAGAAUGCUGCCUCAGAGCAGCAUGUUUUUCGGGCUCCCACCCCACGCACCUCUCUGCUGGGCUUGGAUCUGCUGGCAGCCCAGAAAAGGAAGGAGCGUGAGAGUAAGGAACAGGCAGAUGGUAGCGGUGAUGACAGAAGUAUUAAGAAAUCAAAGGUUUCCUCCUUCAAAGAUUGGGAGGAAGGUAAAAGUGAUUCUGGGUCAGAUGAUGAAGACAAUGAUCAGGACAGGAAUGCUAAGAAGGAGAGUAGCAGGAAGUAUCGUGUGACUGGUUCUGAGACACCUUCCAACCCUGGAGGAGUCAGCGAAGAGUUUCGUCGCAGACACCAGCAGAGAGAGAAGGACAGACGUGAGCAUGGAGUCUACGCCUCCUCCAAAGAGGACAGGAACAGAGAACGAGAUAAAGAAAGGAGUAGAGAUAAAGGCAGAGAUCGGCGGAGUGAAAGAGAUGAGCGAGAGAGCAGCCACAGCCGUGGCAGCAGCAGCAGCCGAUUGGAGCGCAGUGAGAGGAGUGAGCGCUCACAGAGAGACGGCUGGUCUGAACGCAUCAGCCGGGGGAGUAAGCGCAACGAACCCCUUACACCACAGCAUCGCCCCAGAGAUUCUUUCACUCCCUCCCGCUCCAACUGGGAGGAGGACGACAGUGGUUAUGGCAGUUCGCGGCUUUCCCAGUGGGAGUCUCCAUCCCCAGCCCCUUCUCACAAAGAGUCUGAACGCUCAGAGCGAAGCCAUCGCUCUGGCCGAGAGAGUGAGAGGAGAGACAGGUCAGUCAGAGGCCGUUACCCUGACGACACACCUCUGCCCACCCCAUCCUACAAGUACAACGAAUGGGCCAGUGACAGGAAGCAUUUGGGCUCUACACCUCGUUUAUCCCAAGGAAAAGGUAAAAAAGAUGGCGAAGGAGGAAUUGCGUUUGACAAUGAGGGUGAGAAAGAACAGUGGGAGGAGGACCAGAAGCAAGCUGACAGAGAUUGGUACAUGAUGGAUGAAGGCUAUGAUGAGUUCAACAACCCUUUUACUUCCACAUCUGAUGAAUAUGUAAAGAAGAGAGAGCAGAUCAUUCAGAAGCAGACUCAGAAACGAAUAUCUGCUCAGAAACGACAGAUCAACGAGGAUAAUGAGCGUUGGGAGACUAACCGUAUGCUGACCAGUGGUGUGGUGCAGCGGUUGGAAGUGGAUGAAGACUUUGAGGAAGACAAUGCUACUAAAGUUCACCUCCUGGUUCACAACCUGGUCCCCCCCUUCCUUGAUGGGAGAAUAGUCUUCACUAAACAGCCAGAGCCUGUCAUCCCUGUGAAAGAUGCCACUUCUGACAUGGCCAUCAUCUCCCGAAAGGGCAGCCAGCUUGUCCGUAAACAUCGUGAGCAAAAAGAACGCAAGAAGGCACAGCACAAACACUGGGAAUUGGCAGGGACCAAGUUGGGAGAUAUCAUGGGGGUCAAGAAGACUGAGGAAGAAGACUCCUCUGGAGGCAAAGCGGUAGGCGAGGAUGGCAAAGUGGACUACAGAGCAGAGCAGAAAUUUGCAGACCACAUGAAAGACAAGACUGAGGCCAGCAGUGAGUUUUCUAAGAAGAAGACCUUACUGGAGCAGAGACAGUACCUGCCGAUCUUUGCCGUGAGACAGCAACUUCUUAACAUCAUAAGGGACAACAGCAUCGUGAUCGUUGUAGGGGAGACGGGAAGUGGGAAAACCACUCAGCUGACUCAGUACCUGCAUGAAGAUGGCUACACCAGCUACGGCCUGGUGGGAUGUACUCAACCCAGAAGAGUGGCCGCCAUGAGUGUGGCGAAGAGAGUCAGCGAGGAGAUUGGCACCAGCCUGGGAGAAGAGGUGGGCUAUGCAAUUCGUUUUGAGGACUGCACAUCUGAGAAAACAUUGAUAAAGUACAUGACAGAUGGUAUCCUGCUCAGAGAGUCACUGAGGGAGUCAGACCUGGAUCACUACAGUGCUGUUAUCAUGGACGAGGCUCAUGAACGCUCCUUGAAUACUGAUGUGCUGUUUGGCCUGCUACGUGAGGUUGUAUCGCGACGCACUGAUUUAAAGCUCAUAGUUACUUCUGCAACUAUGGACUCUGAUAAAUUUGCAGCAUUUUUUGGCAAUGUACCCAUAUUCCACAUUCCAGGAAGAACAUUUCCAGUAGACGUCUUAUUUAGCAAGACUCCUCAGGAGGACUAUGUGGAGGCAGCAGUGAAGCAGGCCCUGCAGAUCCACCUUAGUGGGAUGACAGGAGACAUCCUCAUCUUUAUGCCGGGACAGGAGGAUAUCGAGGUGACAUCAGAUCAGAUUGUGGAGCGAUUGGAGGACUUGGAGAAUGCUCCAGCUCUGGCUGUGCUGCCCAUUUACUCCCAGCUGCCCUCUGAUCUCCAGGCCAAGAUCUUCCAGAAGGCUCCCGAUGGUGUAAGGAAAUGCAUUGUUGCUACAAACAUUGCUGAGACUUCGCUCACUGUGGAUGGAAUCAUGUUUGUUGUGGAUUCGGGAUACUGUAAACUUAAGGUAUUCAAUCCUCGCAUUGGAAUGGACGCUCUACAGGUUUAUCCCAUCAGUCAAGCUAAUGCAAACCAGCGGUCAGGCAGAGCAGGGCGUACAGGACCAGGGCAGUGCUAUAGGCUCUACACUCAGAGUGCAUAUAAGAAUGAGAUGCUUACCACCACCAUACCAGAAAUUCAGAGAACCAACCUGGCCAAUGUGGUACUGCUCUUGAAGUCCCUGGGCGUUCAGGAUUUGCUCCUCUUCCAUUUCAUGGAUCCACCACCUGAAGACAACAUGCUCAAUUCCAUGUACCAGCUCUGGAUCUUGGGAGCCCUGGACAACACAGGUGCUUUGACACCAACCGGGCGAAUGAUGGUGGAGUUUCCCCUUGACCCUGCUUUGUCCAAAAUGCUGAUUGUAUCCUGUGACAUGGGCUGCAGUGCUGAUAUCCUCAUCAUUGUCUCCAUGUUGUCUGUGCCGGCCAUCUUUUACAGACCUAAGGGUCGUGAGGAGGAGAGUGACCAGGUGAGGGAGAAAUUCUCAGUGCCAGAGAGUGACCACCUGACCUACCUCAACGUCUACAUGCAGUGGAAGAACAAUAAUUACUCCGGCAUCUGGUGCAACGAGCACUUCAUCCACACGAAGGCCAUGCGCAAGGUACGUGAGGUGCGCUCCCAGUUAAAGGAUAUCAUGGUGCAGCAGAGGAUGAACCUUAUUUCCUGUGGCUCAGACUGGGACAUCAUCAGGAAGUGCAUCUGUGCCGCUUACUUCCACCAGGCUGCCAAGCUCAAGGGAAUCGGUGAAUAUGUGAACGUGAGGACAGGCAUGCCAUGUCACCUCCAUCCCACCAGCUCCCUGUUUGGUAUGGGCUACACUCCGGACUACAUCAUCUACCACGAGCUUGUCAUGACCACCAAGGAGUACAUGCAGUGUGUGACUGCAGUGGAUGGAGAGUGGCUGGCAGAACUUGGACCAAUGUUUUACAGCAUCAAACAUGCUGGAAAGAGCAGACAGGAGAACCGUCGGCGGGCCAAGGAGGAGAUCACCAACAUGGAGGAGGAGAUGACACUAGCUGAGGAGCAGCUGCAAUCUCGGCGAGAGGAGCAGGACAGGAAGAACAACACUGGCAGUGUUAAGGCACUGAAAAUCUGCACACCAGGAAGAAAAGAUGAGGCUCCGAUGACACCCAGACGCACCCCAGCCCGCUUUGGACUGUAAAACAAACACUUUCAGGAAGGUCAGAGCUUCCAGGAAGGUCAGAGCAAACCACAUUGGGUCCUCUGAACUCAUCGUCAUCCAGACCUCGACCACACCAGCACAAGCUGACAGUCCCUCCCAGAAUCAGCUGCAGUUCAUGUACAAACCACUAGAGAGAGAACUUGUAUAAGGCACAAGACUCAAAGACAGCCCAGUCCAUCAUAACACCUCCCUCCACUUUUAUCAGCUGGUGGCUGUUUCCAUGAUACAUUUGAAGGAAGAAUAAAGGAUGGCUGUGUUGUUGGUGUAAAUUCAAUAUUUAUUUGUUACUGAAUGUGGUAACUGCAAAAAUGUUUUUACAGAUGACCAUAUGGGGAUUUUACCUGAGUUAGAAGCAUUUUCUAUGCAUUUUCUCCAUCCUGAGUGUCACCAGAGGAGAUCCUAUACAGUAAAUAGUCAUCUAAUUUCAAUAUUACUUGUCUUUGUGCCCUUGCAUUUACUACUACUUGUGCUGUUGUGGCUUGAGCAGCAUGUGGCCACUAUGAAGUGCUCCUCUACACAGUGUGAAGCACUAUUCAAACUGUAGCCUACUUGUGGCAUGAGUGUCUUCAGACCUAGAGUUAUACUGUAACAAACAUACACACACACAGACACACUCAUGCAGUCUUAGGCAAUUGACCUUUUUCUGCUCUCUUUUAACCUUGUUUCAACAAUGUAAUGUACUGCAGCUUUAGCUUCAUACUGAACAUCGCCACGCUGGAUUAAACAUAUCAACACUUAUUUUCAUGUUCUUUGUGUUGAAAAUAGCAAACUGUUUCCUUUGUGAAUCUUCUAUAAACAAAUGUUUGCAAAUAUGUCUUAAAUGGGAAGAUAAUGUGCUUUUGUUGAUGUUCGCCCUCGUCUGCCCUCUCAGCUGAUCAGAGUAUCACACAGCUUCAGACAGACUGGUCUGUAACAAAACAGUUUAGUGAAGGCCAUAUUUGGAUGGUGAAAGUGUUUUGUCUUUUUUUUUUUUUUUUACAUGGAGCUGAGACAGCAGGAGGACUGCUAAUGGAUGUUUUUUUUCUCUCAACAUCUUUUGUAAA
Scomber japonicus (chub mackerel) is the source of this 4974-nucleotide messenger RNA. RefSeq names its product DEAH (Asp-Glu-Ala-His) box polypeptide 38 (gene dhx38). Gene Ontology annotation, biological process: mRNA splicing, via spliceosome. The transcript is spliced from 27 exons. Gene Ontology annotation, cellular component: spliceosomal complex; intracellular anatomical structure. Gene Ontology annotation, molecular function: RNA binding; ATP binding. Bases 143 to 3910 code for a protein of 1255 amino acids. NCBI's taxonomy places the organism in Eukaryota, Metazoa, Chordata, Actinopteri, Scombriformes, Scombridae. The record is from RefSeq and is a predicted model, not a curated record.